CAGGGAUCUAGAAGUGGCAAAAGCAGGGAUUGGUCAUUUACGUCAGCAGCAAGUUUGACCGCCUUCUAUUCGGGGCUCAGCAUGGUGUAUAGACGCUAGCUUACUCCAGCUAGCGUACUACUCUUAACAGUUAACCCUCUAAUUAGCGCUUUCAUAAUCUCGUGAGUGUCUACGCAGUAAGGUAGGUAGGUACACGUAUGCAGGUACCUAAGGUACUUUACUAUGUAUGGUUGCCGACACCGAGACAGUGGCCGAGAAGCAAGCCCCCCCAAACUGUCAGCAACGUCUAGCGGCCAGGCCGUUGGGCAAACGGCCUCUUCUAGCCCUUCUAGCCCAGCAGCAUCAUCCACGUAUUCCGACUCGGCUACAUUCCCUUCCCAGAGCUGGUGCUGUCUUUGUCCCUCACGAGUGUUUGUCCCAUGCGCCCCCGCGUGCCUGCUCUGAGCCGAUCUUGUCUCUAUUUUUGGCUGUUUUUUCAUUCAGGGUCUUCCAAGCCCGUCCCCACCACCCACCAUGCCCCUUACAUUCUUCGUCAUUCCUCCCGGCUUCCUUGCGGAAACCGGAUUCCGCCGUCUCUUUUCAGAGGCCGGCAUUCGUCGGCUGCUCUCCGCUGUCCCUUUUCCUCAUUGGCAAUCCUCCGGUAUAUCAAGGGUCUUAUAGGGGUCCCGGUCCGCGACACUGGCCAAGCAUAGGUAGCCUGGACGCCGAGUUUCGCCUCACUGGGUCAUUUAGACCUGUUCUCCGCGGCGGACGACGUCAUUCCUGCACUCGAGCGUCGUCCUUGCUCUGGAACAGCAUGUCCGCAGCAUACAGGGUGAUGCUUGCCGACAACAGUCACCGUGGGCAGGCAGUGCGUGCACUGUAGCCGUGUCGUCUUUGGUGCCACUGGCUCGAGCAGUCUCCAAGGGGGACUUGAUCCGCCAGAUAAUAUUCGUCGGCUCUCGGAAACGCCCCCCAGUGCGAUACGCGUACGCCCGCGAAUUUCCAGAUGAACCUCCCAAAGACGAGCCGAUGCGAAAUAAAAACACUGGACCGAGGACCGCGUUUCGUCCCGUCCAACUUCUACCCAUCAGGGCACCCACGACACCCUUGCGAAAAGCCUCAUGUCCUACGACCCUCGUCGUGCGUUCCUCUUCUUCCGAGAAGCGGCGGCAGCAGCUAGGGGUAUGGGUUAGGUUAGCGGUGGUUACAGCAGCACUUACCCCCGCGAGCGGACACUUUCU
Molecule: messenger RNA, 1223 nt
Organism: Colletotrichum navitas
Lineage: Eukaryota; Fungi; Ascomycota; Sordariomycetes; Glomerellales; Glomerellaceae
Exons: 1
Coding region: 227-865 (212 amino acids)
Source: RefSeq, a predicted model, not a curated record